CUUAGGAAAGGGGGCGUUUCGUCGAAGGUAGGCGUGGCCAUAACUCCACUUCAAGCAGCAUGUUUCAAGAUGAGGUACUGAAUCCUGUAGAUAUUGAUUCCUGCUGGAAGAAAGAAAAGUCCUCGAGAGAAAUAUCCUCACAAACAAGUGAAACAUUGACUAACGACUCCAGUGUGCAGACCUCAGAGGCUCAAGAAGUUGGGGUUCAGACUGAUGAGGUAAAGUCCAAACCUUUGCCCCUAGUGGUGGACGAUUCACAGGGAUUGAAGGAUUUCCUGAGGAGGGUGGAGCCUCUAGUUACCCAGCAACUUCAGAUAAGCAACAGGAGUCAUGCCUUCGAUGGGUAUAAAGUGUUCUGGGAGGAGGAAUCUAAAGCUGUGUCAUGCAAGCACACUCUUACCGAGGCGUCACUAAAUAAUGAGUACAACUGUACGGGGUUGUCAUGGAACUGUUCUGGCUCAGUGCUAGCUGUGGCAUACGGGAAGUUAGACCACCAAGACUGGUGCUCACAUAAGUCCUACCUCUGUACUUGGAAUCUGGACAGGAGAUCACUGGAUCCUAGUAAAGCUGACCUAAGUAUUGACGUACCGAGCUGCCUGAUGUGUGUGGCGUUUCACCCAGAGCACCCCGCCCUAGUCGCUGGGGGGACUUUUAACGGGGAGGUGAGGAUCUGGAACACCAGUCUGGAGGGAGACCCACUUACUGCCUCAUCGGGCCUCUCUGACCUCGGACACAAAGAGCCCAUUGCAGAGCUGUCGUGGAUUCUGGAUGAGGAGAGUCGAGAGCGUCGCCACUUGCUACUCAGCCUCGGCAACGAUGGGAAGGUGCUUGUGUGGGCGUGUGAGGAGGGCGUGAGGGUCGUGAGGGCGUGUAGGCUGCUCACCGAGAGCAUCCCUCGCAGUCUCAGAGUCAGUAGAGCCAAGGGAAGCACGGAAGUGGGAGGAACUUGUUUGUCGUUUUCAAGUGAAGACAAGAGUCUGUUUGUAGUGGGGUCAGAAAAUGGAGGACUCUUCAAAUGCUCAAUGCAGGCGUCUGUUUCUAUUGGAGAUACUCCCAUCAUUGAGAGUGAUCUUCAGUCACCCAUCCAGUUUGUGUUCCGGCCCCACCAUGGCCCAGUGUACGCCAUCUCUUGCUCACCCUUCCAUCGCAACCUCUUCCUCUCUUGUGGCACUGAUGGUACUGCAAGACUCUACUCUCAGCUUGAUGCCUCUCCUGUGUUAUCGAUAGAGCCUGGGUGUGGCUACCUGUUCUCUGUGCGCUGGUCUGUGACCAGGCCACUGGUGUUUGCUGUCGGGACUGGGGAUGGACAGCUGCUCAUAUACGACCUUAAGUCAUCUCACAUUAAACCGUGUGUUUCACUGGAGGCUAGUCCACAAAAGAAAGCUGUCUAUUCUGUGGCAUACAAUCACAAAAGGCCUCAGUUUCUUGCCAGUGGUGAUGCUUGUGGUGUCGUCAAGGUGUGGAGAUUAAGUACUCAGCUGACAGCUGUUGCUAGCAACGAGGUAGAGCAACUCAACUCCCUAGCAACCGACACAGUAGCUGCCAGUACUGGAACGCUAUAAUUCACUUUUCUUGAUAAUGAAUAUUGAAUAUAUUUACUUAUUGACUCAUUGAAUUGGCAACCCCAGUUUUUGCUUUAUAAUCAAAUAUGCCAAAAAUAUAAUUAUUUAUAGUGCCACGUCUUAAUAAGAAUUGUGACUCGAUCGAG
This is a messenger RNA of Halichondria panicea, 1708 nucleotides long. RefSeq names its product cytoplasmic dynein 2 intermediate chain 2-like. Gene Ontology annotation, cellular component: cytoplasmic dynein complex; ciliary plasm. Lineage: Eukaryota; Metazoa; Porifera; Demospongiae; Suberitida; Halichondriidae. Gene Ontology annotation, molecular function: dynein light chain binding; dynein heavy chain binding. Gene Ontology annotation, biological process: intraciliary transport. The transcript has 14 exons. The coding region runs from base 60 to 1562 and encodes 500 amino acids. The record is from RefSeq and is a predicted model, not a curated record.